Messenger RNA from Stegodyphus dumicola, 8502 nucleotides. Its product is annotated as dopamine receptor 2 pseudogene. Lineage: Eukaryota; Metazoa; Arthropoda; Arachnida; Araneae; Eresidae. The record is from RefSeq and is a predicted model, not a curated record.
UCAAACUAAUAUUCUUUUGUUUCGAUGAAAGCAUUUUGAAUUGAGACUUGAUUAUAAUUUUAUCUUCUAUCUAUAAUUCUUGUCUUAUCAUAUAUAAUUUCACUUCAAAUCCUAAACUAAGUAAACACACGGAAUCAUUUUCAGAUUUUCCAACGAAAGAGAAUUAUUUUUAUUUAUCACACGAACACUUGUGUUUUUAACAUCCUAAUUUAUAAAUUUUUUCCAUCGAAAAUGAAAUUAAAUACGACAACAGCUACAAUAGUAGAAAGGAUUUUACAAAAAAGUAAAGAUGCUGUUCCAAGUGUUUCCUCUUGGCAUGGUAUUGCAGUUGAUAUUCAAAUAACACAAGACAACCUCGAUGCUCUUGAGUUACUAUCAACGGAUACUAACGCUAUGAAUUUCUCCGCAACUGAAGCUGAAACCUCACCUGAAGCAUAUCAAACGCUUUUAGCAGUUGUUUUAGCUCUGUUCAGUGGCACAACUGUGUUUGGUAAUAUGCUCGUGAUGGUAGCAAUUGCAAAAGAACAGUAUCUGCAUACGGCCACAAAUUAUUUCAUAGCUUCAUUGGCAACAGCAGAUUGUCUCGUUGGAGGAGUGGUAAUGCCCUUUAGUAUUAUCCAUGAAGUCAUGGGCAGGAUUUGGAUAUUUGGAAGAGAAUGGUGUGACUUAUGGCGAUGCUUCGACGUUUUAGCAAGCACAGCUUCUAUACUAAAUUUGUGUGCUAUAUCUGUGGAUCGCUAUUGGGCUAUAAUCGAUCCAAUGACAUAUCCGAGUAAAAUGACCACUCCUCGAGCUAAGUUGAUUGUCGGCUUAGUAUGGAUGUGCUCUUCUCUUAUAUCAUUCCCAGCAAUAGCUUGGUGGAGAGCAGUGUCAGUACAACCUUAUCCUCCUGAUCAAUGUCUUUUUACCGAUGAUGUCGGAUAUUUAUUAUUUUCAUCAGUAAUAUCCUUUUAUGGGCCACUUAUUAUAAUGGUCUUCACUUACUGCCGAAUAUAUAAAGCAGCAAUCAAUCAGACAAAAUGUUUGGAAAAUGGUAUGAAAUACAUCGGAACAAGUAAUGAAGUAUGUGAAGAAAUGACUUUAAGAAUUCAUAGAGGAGGCGUUUCUGAAAAAAAUGAAUUAAAAAAUGGAAACACUGAGAAACAUAAGCGGCACAAUCAUAUUGUUUCUGAGAAUGAUAAACUUUCUGAAGGAGAAGAACGUAAGUCACCAGAUAAUAGUAUACCCCUGCGAUUUGCAAGUCGUCAUGUCAAAGUUUUUUCAAUCAGUAAAAAGCUUGGGAAGCUGACUAAAGAGCGGAAAGCAGCUAAAACACUCGCCAUAGUAAUGGGCGUAUUCAUUUUAUGCUGGUUACCGUUUUUUAUCAUUAAUGUUUUAGUGGGAAUUUGUGGAAAAUCAUGCAUUUCAGAACCUGAGCUAGUAUUUUCAAUUGUGACCUGGCUUGGGUGGUUGAAUUCUGGAAUGAAUCCCAUUAUUUACGCUUGCUGGAGUAAGGACUUCAGAAAAGCUUUCCGACAAUUAUUGUGUUGGGGCUGUAAAAAGGAAAAACAAUGUUACAAAUUCGAAACUCCUGUGAGAAGGAAGGAUAUAUUAUCACGUUCUAAGUCACCAAAUGAAGAAGUGUUUCUUUAGAUUUUAUUACUUAAAUGUUUAAUUUAAUCAUUUCAUGGUUUUAACUCAUAUAUCAAGAUGAUUUCAAAACUUGAAAUUCGGCAGGUAAGCUUUGAAAAUUAAUCCAGAUAUUAAAAAUAUAUCAUGCUAAUCUUUCCAUAAUUCCAAAAUAAUCACACUUGUGCAAAAUAAGUGUUCCACUUUGUAACUGAAAAUCCGAGAUUUUAAUAUUAAUUGUUCAGAUGUUCUGUUAAUAUAAAAGAUAGCAGCUAAAAUUUAGGUUAAAGCAUUCUGCAUAAAUUUUCGUGCAAAUAUUAGCUACAAAUAUCUGUCAACGUUUCAUUUGACUACAUAAUGAAAUUUAUGCAAAAUACAAAUAUAAUAAUAAAAUUAAUAACUUUUACAUGUUUCUUUAGUUACUUUUACAUCUUUCUUUCUGUUUUCUUCUUUUACAUGUUUUUUGCAGCUUAAAAAAUUUUAAAUUAUUGACUUAAAUAGUGCAUGGAAGUGAAUAUGGUUUGCUGCAGACUGGCGUUCAUUAUUAGAGACCAAGGAAAAAUCUUGGAAUUUAUAAAUUAAAUGCUUCUGGCUCACUCAUAAUAUUUUCCCAGUGCUUGCAAUUGUAAUUGCAUGAGAUUUUUUAAAUUAGAAGUUUGCUAGAAAUUUAUUUAUAUUUAUGAAGAAAAGAAUGCUUGAUAGAAUGUUUUGAUAAAGUAGUUUACAUGUCAUUUACCAUACAAAAUUUCCUCUAGAUAAUUUUUUUAAUAUACUUAAUUCAUAGUUUUUGAUGUUUAUUAAUGUUAUAUUUUGUAUAGCUUAUUUAAGUCCCAACUUUUAAAAUUUAAAUAUUUUAAAAUAAUCUGUUAUUGAAAUUUAUAAUUUGUUGUAUAGGUAAUUCAAGUUUUCAAAGAUUAAGCAAAGUACUUGCUUUCAUUCGUAACCAAGAGACUUGUAAAAGUUCCAAAUUUAUAUUAAUCCAUUUAAGACGAGGCUUCUGUAAUCCAAAUUUAUUUGGAUUUUCUUAUAAACUAUAUUCUCUUGUCUUGUUCAAUGCAUUCAAUUUCAUUUUAUAGAGAACUGAUAAACAUUUUUAUAUGAACAUUUUCAUUGCAAUUUUUUUUUAUUUUUGUCCCAUUUGGAAUGAAUGUGAAAAUAAUUUGUUAAGGUAAAUCUUCAGUGGUCUUCAAUGGCUUGAAAUGUGAUAUGCAAGGGAAAAAGAGAAGUUACGUUUGUGGAUUUGUAUUUAUGGUGUUAGAAACUCUUUCAAAUGUACAAUAGGGGACAAGAAAGUUCCAUUAAAUUUUGUUGAUCUGAAGGACUAGAGUCACUUUUUUGUUUGCUUUAAAUUUCAAAUUAGGGAGUAAAGAGCAUGAAACUAAAUUACAGAAAACAGGUAAUGAGCGUCUCACAACUUUGCUUCUAAUUUGCAAACAGAGGAAUUUAAAUAUCUCCGAAUUCAGAACUAGAGCGUACACUGUAAGAUUACUUUAAAUAUUUGUUUUCUGAUUUAUAAAUUUAAACAAAUUUAACUAGAAAAUUUUACAAAUUGCAAAAAUUAAUUAAUUAAUUAUAAAAUUUUGCAACUAGAGUUUCAAUUUUUAAAAAUAUUCUAAUCUUACUUUUGGAUUUGAUCUUCUCUUAUGAGCUCAAACUCCAUCUUUCUAAGAAAGCCCAUCAGCAGCCAAGCGGUAUAGUCGCUGAUCGAUCCGGGAUUUGAAUCCGGGCGAACGGGCUGGCUGCAUGGACGUUUUCGUGGUUUUCGCCAUGUGUAACGUAUGUACGAACCAGUUUCCCUUAGAAAAAUCCUCCACAAAAACACCCCUUCCCUUAGGCAGAUAGUCCUCGAGUUCUUUGUCAUAAAUAAAUAAACCAAACCAAACCAUUCUUGUAAGCAUGCAAGCUAUCUUUAUGUGAUUAAUUAAGCUUUAGUAAAAGUACAUUUAAAUUCUAUGAAUACAAACAAGUCGGAAGUAAUGAAGCUGAUCUGCCAAAUGUUUCUCAAAAUGUUGUGUUUGGUAUUGCUACAUAUAAAAAGUCUCCUUUUCCCCCUUUAUUUUAGUAGAAAAUCUUGCAACCGACUGUUACAUUGACUGAGAGAAAAGCAGGAGAAGAAAAGGAAAAUUAGAAAACUUACUUGAAUUUAAAAUCUAAUUUCCCUUUCUUUUAGAAUAGCGCCUUCUGCAGGAAUGCAUGGAAUUUAGUACUUGAAAAGUAAUUAGAAUGUACCCUGGACAUCUUUAACUGAAAUCUGUUUAAUGCAUCUGCGAUUCGAUCUGAAUAUUCUAUGGAGAAAUUAAUGCCUGAUAUCAAAUUAUACUCGUUUCAUUCACAAUUCCGACUCUUGCACGAAGCAAUAGGCAUCUAAUUGAAGAAUUCAAAUAAUAGAGUAGCUAAGGAAAGUUCAAGCUUAGCGCUACAUUUUGCGGCCCGAUACUAUUGUUGCAGAUCUUAAAUUCUACCUUCUGGAGCUUCCUUAAAUUCUAAACAAAGUUACCGUCUCUAAAUUCUGCCGACCUGUUUGGCCGCACCAGUUGCACCGCAUCUAGCUCUGACUCUGUGAAAGCUAAGAAUGCAGUGAAAAAAAAUUGCUAAUUAUUUCUAGUAUGAAGGAGUAUAUGCAACAAUGAGAAUUCGUAUCUGGGGGAACUGCAAUGGAGCUUUUUAUUAUAAAGUUCUGAAUCUGUCUAGAACUUCACAAUAAAACUUAUGGUCAAGGCCUCCAAGAAACAGAACCACAUUUCUUCCCAAAGCUAUAUCACUAUGCCCUUUAUUGCCUUAUAAAAGCAGCAAGAUUUUGCAGAAAUUAAAUCAGUCUCACCUCAUCUCCCUAGUCGUCAUAUUUGGCACUCUGAGCACUUGUUAGAUUAAACUAAUAAAAUGCACGAUGAAUGUUCACAAUUUUAACUGACUAUCAGACAUUCAAAUGGAAUUGUAAACGGGGCUAGCAGUAUUCAAUAGAAGGAUUUAUAGGAUUCAUUCCCCUUGUAGCAAUCACCGUAGUGAAACAGAUUAAGUGCAAAAGAAGAUCCCUUUAAAGGGCAUGACGACUCAAAAAGUUAACCAAUUUGGGUUGGCCUCAUUUGGAUUUUCUUUCCUUAUUAUUCCGGUGAAGCUUAUACAUUUAUUUAAUUAAUUAUAACAAAGAAAUCGAGAUCUGCCUUAGAGGAGGGAUAUCUUCUUAGAAGACUUUCGAAAAGCAGAACCGUAGUAAUGGUAAUGAAACGUAUAAAAAUUUCCCGUUCUUUUCAGCCAAAUGCAUUUUAAAUUAUAUGUAGAAGUGAGAAAUAAAGAAAACAACUACGAUAAUAAAUGUUAUUUACUUACAAAAAUAUGUACUUCAUAUACUUUAAGGAAAUAGCUUUACCUUCAAAAUAUUUUCUUGUUAGAUUUUUUAUACAACUGAAAUCUUAUCUUCAUAAAAGUAAUUUUCCUUUGCUGCUUUAUAUCUUUCCUAAAACUGUUUUGAAUAAUUCAGAAGAAUGCAACAAAUAUCUUUAUUUUUGAAUAUCUGUUCUUAUUAAGUGAUGAAUUUAAAUACGUUUCAUUCUCCAGAAGGAUUUUUAUGUAAAAAUGGUGCUUGAAAUAACUGCUUCUUAACAACAUCUAAUUAAAUUAUUUUUACACGCUUUCGAAUCGCAAGAAUUCUAUAUUUUGCUUAAUAGUUUGAAAAAAAAUUACAAUAAAUAAUUAAAGUGAGCAAAAAUCUUAUCGGUGUGGCAUUUAUGUUUAAGUGAUACAAUUCUUGAAUCUAAGUGAAUUUAAUUUUGUGAAUAUCUUUUAUAGAAAAGUAUUAAUUAAAUAUUGUUGAUGCUUUCUUUCUUUGUAAUACUUUUAUGGAAAUGACGACGCUAAGCAUAUUUUCCGGACGAUGAAAAAUAAGUGCAUUUAAAAUCUGCUUUAACAAUAUCUUUACAACUAAAAUAUUCGAUGCAUUUCAAGAGAAAAAGUCGUUUAAAUAAGUAUAAAACAUGUUAGAAAUAAUAAUCCCAGAACUCGGAUAUUCCGUUUUUAAUAUUAAGUAGAAAUAUGAGACUAAUUAAUGAUCGUAAUGGAAAGUUUGAAAUUUCAGUGAGUAAGAAAGAUUUUAAACAGAUUGUUACCAAUAAUUAAUGAGCUUGCAAUUUGUUGAUAAUAUUUAUAAAGAUUUGAAACAUAUUUUCUAACACUAUUUUUAUAAUACAUCUUUUGAAAAAACAAACUGAGCAAAAAGGGCCUUUUGCUUACAAGUAUAAUUAAUUAUGUAUAGUUUAAGUAAAUUUAAAUUUUAUAAAAGCAUUUCUGUCUGCUAUACUAAUUGAAUUAGAAAAAAAAUGAACGUAAUUUAAAAUUUUAAAAAGUUCUCCUUUAUGUAAUUAUUUGCAUGGAGAUAUUAUUAAUCACAUAAAAAGUCAAAGCUAGAAAGCAAGAAUAUUUCGAUUUAGGAUAAAGGUUAUAUGUACUAUAGUUUUGUUGUUAAAUGAUUAUUACUCAUCGCGUUUUUCAUCAGUUAAUAGUAACACAUUAAAUGCAAAAGAUGAAAAAUAAUUUGGAAGAACAAUUUAAGAACGGCAUAUAGGAAUUUCUUGUUCAGCAGAUGAUUGCUGUCAAAUGGAUAACAAAGCCUUCGAAUUUUUUUUGUUACUAGUAAACUUAUCUUGAUUCAUUUAAGGAUGGAACAUGAUUCGUGAUCUAUUUCAAUCAGAGCGUGAUGUGUUUUGCACUUAGAUGUAUUUCUACAUAAUGUUUAUAAGUAUGAUAACUGUCCGCAUAUUACAUACGAAUAUGUUUAUUGUUCGAUUAAUAAAUAAGAACAAGAUAAUGGUUAGCAUAAUGUUUAAAAAUAUGAUCAUUGCUCACGUAAUGCAUAAGAAUUCGAUUACUAUCGGUAUGAUGCAUAAGAAUACAAUGAUUGUUCCCAAGUGAUAUAUGAAUAGCGCUAUCAUUCGCAUAAUAUAUAAUAAUGUAUAAGAAAGUUACUACUAUGUAUGAGAAUAUGAUUACCAACCGCAUAAUGUGUAUGAAUAUGAUUAUUGUGUUCAUACUGUUAAAUAAUAUGAAAACUAUCGUCAUAAUGUACAUGAAUAUGAUAAUUCUUUGCAUAAUGUAAAAGAGUAUGGUUGCUGUUCACAUAAUAUAUAAGAAUAUGUUUGCUGUCCAUGUAAAUGUAUAUGAUUACUUUCUGCCAUAAAUGUAUAAGAAUAUGAUUAUUGUUAUCGUAAUAUGUAAGAAUAUGCAUAGUUUUCGUAUAAUCUAUGAUGAUAUGAAUGCUCACUAUAUAAUGUCUAUAAAUGUAAUUCUUGUUCGCAUAAUAUGUAUGAACAUGUUUACUGUCUGUGUAAGUAGCAAGAAUAGGCUUACUGUUCGAUUAAUGCAUAAGAAUAUGAUAAAUUUCUGCGUAAUGUAUAUGAAUAUGAUAAAUGUCUGUGUAAUAUGUAUGAAUAUGAUAAAUUUCUGCAUAAUGUAUAUCAAUAUGAUGAUUGUCUAUGUAAUGUACUGACUAUGAUAAUUGCUAGCAUAACGUAUAUGAAUAAGAUUAUUGUUCACGAAAUGUAUAUGGAUUAGUUUUUAGAUAUCGCAAAUGAAUAUGGUUAUUGUCCUCAUCGAAUAUAAGAAUUUGAUUUCUGCCUGAAUAUUGUAUUAUGAAUAUGAAUAUUGCUUGUAUAAUAUAUUGAAUCUGAUUACUGUUCUCGUAAACAUGUAGGAAUCAGAUUAUUAGCGGCGAGGGCAUUUCACAUUCUCAUAAUGUACAUGAAUAUGGUUACUGUCCGCAUAUUAUGGUAAUUGCUAGCAUAACAUAUAUGAAUAAGAUUAUUGUUCACGAAAUGUAUAUCGAUGUGAUUAGUUUUUAGAUAUUGUAUAUGAAUAUAGUUGUUGUCUUCUUCGAAUAUAAGAAUUUGAUUUCUGCCUGAAUAUUGUAUAUGAAUAUGAAUAUUGCCUGUAUAAUAUAUUGAAUAUGAUUACUGUUCUCGUAAACAUGUAUGAAUCAGAUUAUUAGCGGCGAGGGCGUUUCACAUUCUCAUAAUGUACAUGAAUAUGGUUACUGUCCGCAUAAUUGUAAUAUGAAUGUUUAUUGCCCGCAUAAUGUGUAAGAAUAAGAUUACUGCUCACAUAAUGCAUGACAAUGUUAUGAUCAUCAGCAUAAAUGUAUAAAAUAUAACUAUUCACAAAAUGCAUAAAGAUAUGAUGAUUAUGCGCAUAAAUUUUAUGAAUAUGAUUAUUGUCCUCCCCAAAAAAAUUAUAAUGCGAUUUAUUGUUUCAUACUGGACGGAAAUAUUACUGUCGGAAGAAUGAGUUUAGUGUCAGGAAACUUUGAUAUAAUAUAUAUUCGUAUUAUUAGUUAUUGUAAAUUUCAAUCGUAAACUGAUACACGCGCGCAUUAUAUAAAUGUAAACUGAGUGUCAUCUUUGAAGUCUAAACGGAUUAGAAACAUUUUUGCUUGUGAUCAUGGAAUGUGUACAACAUAUGUUUAUAUGUAUGAGCGGCAAUAUACUUGCUGUGUAUGUGUUCUUAGUUAAUAGUAAUUAUGGUUCUCCUGAAAGCUAUUUCUAUAUUGUUAUUAUAUAUUUGUCAAUUUUGAUUUUUAUUCAUGUCCAAUAAUUUGGUAAACUGCCCAUGCUAUUUAACAGUAAUAUUAAGUGAUGUUAAUUGUGAAGUGAAAAAUUAAGAAUCUGCCACUUCCUGUGUUAAAUCUAAAGAAUGUUAUUAAGUGAUGUUUAUAAUAUCAGCUUAUAACCGGACUAAGAAGGUAAAUUGGAUUUCACAUAUGUUAACUUGGUUUAAACCUGUUUUUCCUUUAAAGGCAAUUAAUGAUUAUUUUAAUUAAAGAUUAAAAAAUAUUGUCAAUUUGAUGUUUCUAAAUCAGUGCAUAAAAUAUUAAAUGUCGAAUUUUUAUGAUUAGAACAAUUAAAAAUA